AUGGAAACCUAUGAUGAGUCUGUUGAUGCUGAUUCCAUUCAUUCAUCUGAACGUGAUUCAUGGGACGAUGAGUUGGACGAUGAUGGUAGUUAUUCGGUAUCUAGUGCGGAUAAAAGUUCAACGGAUGGCAACAAUGAUGCAGAUGAAGUUGGAGGUGAUAUUAAGGUAAGGUUUGAUACCGUAACUGCUGAAGAAAUUCGUUGUAUGGAAUUUGCUACUGUGAGUGAAGCUUAUGACUUUUAUUACCGUUAUGGUAAAUAUAAUGGUUUUGCUGUUAGGAAAAGUGAUAGUAGGGUAACAGGGAGUGGAGAUAAUAAAGUAAUAAAAAUGAAGCAGUUUGUAUGCAACAAACACGGUGUAAGAGAGAAGAGACACUUAGUUAGGACAGAUAGGAAAUUAGAACAUAGACGUUUGACUCGUACUCAGUGUGGAGCUAGGCUUCGUGUGAAUUACAAAGCUGAAAAGGAUAGAUAUGUUGUUACAGCUUUUGAAGAGACUCAUAACCAUGAAUUAACCCCAGCUAGGUUUGUGCACUUACACCCCGUAUAUCGUAAAAUUUCUGAGACAGAUAAGGCUCAGGUGGAUGGUCUUCAGAAACGUGGUAUUAGAACAUGCCAUAUAAUGGGGUACAUGGUUGCACAAAAGGGUGGAUAUGCAGGUGUUGGUUUUACAAAGAAAGAUUUGUACAACUAUUUUGAUAAAAAAAUGCGUGCUGUUAUUAAAGAUGGUGAUGUUGCCGCAUCUUUAAACUAUCUAAAUAUGAAGUCGUCUACUGAUCCCAUGCUUUAUGCUGAGUAUGCAAUAGACAAUAUUAAUGGAAGAAUGAAUACUCUUUUUUGGGCUGAUGGGAUUAGUAGGACCGACUAUUUUUGUUUUGGUGAUGUGCUUGCAUUUGACACGACUUACAGCAAGAACAAAUACAACUAUCCGUUGGUUAUAUUUUCAGGGUGUAACCAUCACUCUCAAACAGUAAUUUUUGGUGCUGCAUUGGUGUCAAAUGAAACGACAGAGACGUAUAAGUGGGUGUUGAGGUGUUUCCUAGAAUGCAUGGAAGGUAAACAACCAAAAGCGGUGGUAACAGAUGGAGAUGGGGCAAUGAGGGAGGCCAUAAAACAGAUAUUUCCCGAUGCUAACCAUAGGUUAUGCGCUUGGCAUUUGAAUAAGAAUGCAGGUGAGAAUGUGAAGAACGGGAAUAAUUUUUUGGACGGUUUUUCAAAGGCCAUGUACUCAAAUUUUACUAUAGAUGAAUUUGAAGAGUAUUGGUCACAUAUGAUUAAAGAAAAUGGAGUGCAAGGACAUCCAUGGGUAGUCAAAACGUACGAGAAUAGGUCAUUGUGGGCAACUGCAUAUCUACGUGAUAACUUUUUCGGACGGAUAAGAACUACGUCGCAAUGUGAAGCUGUUAAUGCAAUUAUUAAGAGUUAUGUAAGGAAGAAAGGAUGCAUUUUUGAAUUUAUGAAUAACUUUGAUCAGGCUCUGAGAGAUUACAGAAAUAACGAAUUGGUUGCUGAUUUUAAAUCAUCGUCUACAGAUCCUGUAUUGUCGACGCAGCUGCCUGUGAUUGAGAGUCAUGCCGGUAAAAUAUAUACAGCGGCGGUUUUCAAAGAAGUUAGACAUGAAAUUUUGAAGGCCGGUGAAUUGAUAGUUAGGGAUAAAAGUGAAGUGGGGGGUACUAAGAUUUAUAUAUUGACAAGAUUUUGUAAGGAUGAUUAUGAAAGAAGUGUUUUUUAUGAUGGUUCUACAUUUAAGUGUUCGUGUAAGAGGUUUGAGUCCCGCGGCAUCCCGUGUUCACAUAUUUUUUAUGUAAUGAAGGAAGAACACGUUGAUCGUAUUCCAGACAAUUUGGUUUUGUCGCGAUGGACCAAGGAUGCAAAAAUUCAGUAUUUGAACAUCAGCAAUUGUAAUGAUAAUGUUGAUUCGAAUACGAUUGCGGAAGCUCGUUUUGGUUCAUAUUGUACGGUUUUAACAGAUUUUUGCAGAGAAGCUUCAAAAAAGGAUGGUGUUUACGCGCAAAUAAUGGAAGACCUUAUGCAGCUGAAAAUAAAGUACUGCAGUAAUGAUGAUGCAGCAGUUGGUACACAAAAGUCAGCAGUAGGUGAUCUAGUUAUGGGUACACAACAAACGUCAGAACAAGCUCCAGAACCAAAUGUUGACAUGUACUCGAUAUCGAUUUCAGAUUCUGUAAGCCAAAUUGCUGAGAAAAAGAAAAGGAAAGCAAGUUGCAAUGGUCAAAAAAGUGUGCAAAACAAAUCUCUGUAUGAUCCGACAAGAUACCGCGGCGCUAAUGUGAUGACAACUACACAAGUGGAAGUUCCAACCACAAGCAUAAGUAUGAAUCAACAAAUGUUUCCAAUGCAGUCUAUGAUGCCUAUGAUACAUCCGAUGAUGCAGCAAAUGCACAUGCAACCCAUGUACCCAAUAUAUGGAAUGCAAUCUGGAAUGCAAACUGGUUUGCUACAGCAAGUUAUAAGAUCUUCUAAGAAUAAUUGA
Messenger RNA from Trifolium pratense (red clover), 2490 nucleotides. Its product is annotated as protein FAR1-RELATED SEQUENCE 5-like. The transcript has 3 exons. The record is from RefSeq and is a predicted model, not a curated record. The coding region runs from base 1 to 2490 and encodes 829 amino acids. Gene Ontology annotation, molecular function: zinc ion binding. Lineage: Eukaryota; Viridiplantae; Streptophyta; Magnoliopsida; Fabales; Fabaceae.